Triticum turgidum subsp. durum (durum wheat) is the source of this 549-nucleotide messenger RNA. The record is from the annotation of a GenBank genome assembly. Lineage: Eukaryota; Viridiplantae; Streptophyta; Magnoliopsida; Poales; Poaceae.
AUGGAGAAGAAGAGGGUGGCCAUCGUCGGAGCCGGCGUGAGCGGGCUGACGGCGUGCAAGCACCUGCUGGAGCGCGGCUGCCGUCCGGCCAUCUUCGAGGCGGACAAGCUCCUGGGCGGCGUGUGGGCGCGCGCCCCGGACUGCACGUCGCUGCAGUCAGAGCGGCCCAUGUACCAGUUCUCCGACUUCCCGUGGCCGGAGUCCGUGAGAGAGGUCUUCCCGGACCAUCGACAGGUCGCCGACUACCUCGACGCCUACACCCGCCACUUCGGCGUGCUCGACUGCGUCAGGUUCGGGCACCGGGUGGUCGGGAUGGAGUAUGUCGGCGUCGGCGAGGAGAAGGUGGUGGAGUGGGAGGAGUGGGCCGGGUGCGGCGAGGCGUUUGGUUCUCCGACGGUGAGUGGCGUCUCACUGUGGCCGACGCCGAGGGCAACAUCGAGACACACGUGGCAGACUUUGUGGUUCUUUGCAUUGGGCGGUUUAGUGGUGUGCCCAACAUACCCACUUUCCCUCCAGGCAAAGGUCCAGAAGCAUUUGAUGGGCAGGUGA